Dromiciops gliroides (monito del monte) is the source of this 3505-nucleotide messenger RNA. It is a transcript of the gene KCTD8, whose product is annotated as potassium channel tetramerization domain containing 8. Gene Ontology annotation, molecular function: protein binding. Lineage: Eukaryota; Metazoa; Chordata; Mammalia; Microbiotheria; Microbiotheriidae. Gene Ontology annotation, biological process: regulation of G protein-coupled receptor signaling pathway; protein homooligomerization. The record is from RefSeq and is a predicted model, not a curated record.
GGUGAGAUAAAAUCAAUAUAAUUUUCAGUUGUGACCUUACUCUUAGGCUAAGAGACAAAUAUAAUGUAAUAUGGUUCUUUUGUCUUAGAACUGAAAGAACAGAGGGAUCAAGGUAAGGAAGGACUAAGGGUAAGGUGAAAGGACUAAGGUAGAUUCUGUCGUCUUGACAGAAGAAGAUAGUGAAAAAAAAUUCAGACCGUUCUCAUGUAAAUCACGAUCAAAUGUUGUUUUUAAAUUUCCCACCAACAUAUGCAUAUGAGAUAUAGGCAUGAGUUUCCUUCAAACUCUUACGCACCACCACUGACAAUAUGCAAUCAGCACCUGCUAGGAACCAGGUUCUCUUAAUUUGUUGCUAGAUUGAGGUAGCUACUCUCCUUCCAUUACAAAAUUUCAAGUGGCUUCUGCUCGAGAAGUGCACGUAUUUUCCCACCCUUAAACCCUUCAAUAAUCAUCACAGGGUAGAAAAUUGUUUACACAAUUAUUUAUGGGGGUGGGGGGAGAUAAUUCUCUCUCUCUCCCCCCACCCCUUCCCGCCGCCCCGAGGGGACUACUGACUCCCUUUCCUCCACCUCACAGUCCUUGCUUUUGUGGUUAGGAGGCUGCCCCUCUGAACUCCCGCCCUCUGGCGACGGCGCAGGCGGGCAGCGUUUGGCGGCUAUCUCUUUAAGUGACAGCUGUGGCUAGAGUCCCAAUCCAGGGCUUGACGUCAGUGCAGCUUCCCGGGGCAGCGAGGAGCUGGUACUGCUGCCGUCUGUGCCUGUGGCUUGCCUCGCGCGCUUGCUCGCUCGCUCUCCUCACCGCCGGGGAGGCGAGUUACUGUUUGCUCCAGUUCCUCCUCCCUCCUGGCUGAGAGCAGAGCAGCAGCCCAAGUCUCUUACACUUACCCCUCGAGCCGGAAAGGAGCAGCUGUUACUAUAUCGCUGCUGCAACAGCGCUGGCACUACCAUCCUUUCCUGCCCUGCCCGCCCCGAUGGAGAGCGAGGGCAACCGCCGCCGCCGCUCCAAGCACUGAACCGGGCUGCCCCAGGUGGACAAGGGAGAGCGCAGGCGGGCGGAAGGCGUCGGGCACCUAGGCACAAGAAGGGGACAAGAGGGCGUGACGGUGGCGGGAGGGGGGAGGGUGUGGGUGGCAAAGGGGUCUAGGAGAGACAAAGUAGGGUGCUUCCAGGAGUCGCUCGGCUGGCAGGGGUGAUGACCAUGGCUCUGAAGGACACGGGCAGCGCAGGCGGCACGAUACUGCCCAUCAGCGAGAUGAUCUCUUCCACCUCUCCCGCGGCGGCCGCCGCCACCUCUUUCACGGGUCCCUGCGCCCCCUCUCCCUUCCCGGAGGUAGUGGAGCUGAAUGUGGGGGGUCAGGUCUAUGUGACCAAGCACUCGACUCUUCUCAGCGUCCCGGACAGCACUUUGGCCAGCAUGUUCUCGCCGCCUAGUCCCCGGGGCGGCGCCCGGCGUCGUGGGGAACUGCCCAGGGAUAGCCGAGCGCGCUUCUUCAUUGACCGGGAUGGCUUCCUCUUCAGGUACGUGCUGGAUUACCUGCGGGACAAACAGCUGUCACUGCCCGAACACUUCCCGGAGAAGGAGCGGCUUUUACGGGAGGCCGAGUACUUCCAACUGGGCGACCUGGUCAAGCUGCUGUCACCCAAGGUGACCAAGCAGAGCUCGCUCAACGACGAGGGUUGCCAAAGCGACCUGGAGGACAACCUGUCUCAAGGCAGCAGUGAUCUGCUCCUGCUCCGGGGCGCCGCCUCAGCCGCCGCCGCCCCCGGCCCCGGAGGCAUCAGCAGCGGCUCCCUGCUGGAUAAGCGCUCGGGCUUCCUCACGCUGGGCUACCGAGGCUCCUACACGACCGUGCGGGACAACCAAGCAGACGCCAAAUUCCGCCGCGUGGCGCGAAUCAUGGUGUGCGGGCGCAUCGCCCUGGCCAAGGAGGUCUUUGGGGACACGCUGAACGAGAGCCGGGACCCCGAUCGCCCCCCGGAAAAGUAUACGUCCCGCUUCUAUCUCAAGUUCACCUACUUGGAACAGGCGUUCGACCGGCUGUCGGAGGCCGGCUUCCACAUGGUGGCGUGUAACUCCACCGGCACCGCCGCCUUCAUCAACCAGUACCGGGACGACAAGAUCUGGAGCAGCUAUACGGAGUACAUCUUCUUCAGACCACCCCAGAAAACAGUGUCACCCAAGCAAGAACAUGAAGAUAGGAAGCAGGAUAAAGUCACAGACAAAGGAAGUGAAAGUGGGACUUCCUGUAAUGAGCUCUCCACUUCCAGUUGUGAUAGCCACUCAGAAGCCAGCACCCCGCAAGACAACCCAGCUAAUGCCCAGCAGGCAGCAGCACACCAACCAAAUACUUUGACAUUGGAUCGUCCCUCCAAAAAGGCACCUGUGCAGUGGAUGCCACCACCAGACAAACGCAGGAACAGUGAACUCUUUCAGACGCUAAUUAGCAAAUCUCGUGAAACAAAUCUUUCUAAAAAGAAAGUAUGUGAGAAGUUAAGUGUGGAAGAAGAGAUGAAAAAAUGCAUUCAGGAUUUUAAAAAAAUCCACAUUCCAGAUUAUUUUCCAGAACGCAAACGCCAAUGGCAAUCAGAACUGUUACAGAAGUAUGGAUUAUAGUAAUUGUUUGCUUCACAAAAUAUUUCAAGUAAUAUCCAACGUCGAUUCAAUUACUAAUACCUGACUGUCCUCCUUAUGGUCUAUUCUGCAGUUGGUGUGGUCCUUGCUGCUCCUCUUUCCGUAAACAGUAGAUGGUGGACAGUACCUAGUUUUGUUUUGUUUUGUUUUUUAAAAAAUGAAAAAAACCCAGAAAUGAAACAAACACAAAUACAAAAUGAAAAAUGAUGUGUCUGAUCUAAAGCAGUUUGUAAGCGUGAAGUGGAAAUGUGCAUGAUCCAGAAUCUUGGAAUCUUGAUUUUACAAGCUCUAGUCAACUGGACAUCUUGUCAUUUUGUAUUCCAUCAAACACCAGUCAUCAUAUCACCCCAUGUUAUGUCACCAAUAAACAUGACUUAAUAUGGAUAAAGCAACAUGAAGUAUAAAAUAAUUAGAAGAUGGUUAUAGAACCCAGUCCCCAACUGUCUCAUUGUUAAUGCAAUAAAGCAAAUCUCUCUUUUGCAUGAGCACAAUGUUAAAAUUAAGUCACACACAAAAAAAGGAAAGACCUUUAGGUUACUUGGAUAAAUAUUUGUUUCAAGCCAAGCUGAUAGACUUAAGGUGUGUUGGGGAUUGAAUGUAUUCUGUUCCAGAUCUGUGGUUUUCCUGUGUGUAUGGUGUUCUCUAUGUAAAGAUGGUGUAAAUAUGCCUUAUACUGUUUUAUUAUGGCACCAACAUUCAUCUAUUAGUGCUCGUCAGGAUUAUUUCUGUGAAAUGCAAAUGUUGCAGCAGGUUGUGAAAAUUGGUCAGAUGGUACUCUGAAAGUUCCUUGUUUAUCAUGUUAGUCAACAAAAUUGGACAAAUGGAGAAAAAAAAAGAUCUUAAUGUGUUUAUUAAAAAGGAACAUGUGAUAGAA